Molecule: messenger RNA, 563 nt
Organism: Hyposmocoma kahamanoa
Lineage: Eukaryota; Metazoa; Arthropoda; Insecta; Lepidoptera; Cosmopterigidae
Exons: 3
Coding region: 55-519 (154 amino acids)
Source: RefSeq, a predicted model, not a curated record
UGCUAUGUGAAUGUUAAUACAUUUCAAGUGAUAUGUUUUUCGCAGGCGCACUUCAUGCUUUUUCAACUUUUAACAAUCGUUGCAAGUUUUUCUCCCCGGGGGACGAUCGGCCCGUCGGGAUUUGAAAUCAUAACACGUUCUCCGUAUGUACCUGCAGCGUACUACAAUUACCGUCAGUACAAUGACGGCAGAUUGGAAAAUCCUGUUAGAGCUAAUAACUUCCGCUCUGGCGGGGAUAUCGUCGAUUACGGAUACAGCGCCGGAAAUUCAAUGGUCGAAGACAAAAUGAACUCUCUCUCUCGACUCGAUAAAGGCGAUGUUAUGAAUAUCAACUUUAUGGGUACGGAAAUCUCACCUGAAGCUGGAACAUAUAAAAACCCCGUUGAUGCAGUAUCAAUAGAAAAUAUAGAAUUUUCGUCUGCCACUGAACCAGAAUAUAAACCAGAUGCUUUUGAAGAGGACUUUCUCGAUCGUACCCAUUACCCUCCAGAUGUAGUAGCGUCGUUAAUAGGAGGAUAACGAAUGUAAUGUAAUGUAAAGAUAGUGAAAAACCCUUAGUGUGU